This is a messenger RNA of Odocoileus virginianus texanus, 1745 nucleotides long. RefSeq names its product protein phosphatase 1 regulatory inhibitor subunit 1B (gene PPP1R1B). Gene Ontology annotation, cellular component: cytoplasm. Gene Ontology annotation, molecular function: protein phosphatase inhibitor activity. The record is from RefSeq and is a predicted model, not a curated record. NCBI's taxonomy places the organism in Eukaryota, Metazoa, Chordata, Mammalia, Artiodactyla, Cervidae. Gene Ontology annotation, biological process: intracellular signal transduction.
GGGCUGGGGACCCCAAGGCUGGGGCCGGAGGGCGAGACCCGGAGAGAAGGAGCGAAGCAGAGACAGAGGGAGACUCGCGGAGAUAGAGCGAGGGAGAUCGAGGAAGGUUGGAAAGACAGAGAACGAGGGAAGGAGGGACAGAGACCAGACCCGCGAGCCCGAGGUGCGGGCGCCGGGGGACCGAGGCACCCAGGGGCCCCAGAGCCGCGAGCCGGCGGCCGCCCCCCACCCCCGCGCGCCCUCCCCUCGCCGGCGCGGUAUUUUUAUCUGUGCGUGAACAGCCCUCCAGCUCCUCUCUGCCGCACUCAGCCCGCUGCCACCGCGGCGCCCGAAGCAGCGCGGGGGAGCGGAGCCGGGAUCGCAGCCCGAGACCCCACGACGCGCGCCCCGCCCGCCAUGGACCCCAAGGACCGCAAGAAGAUCCAGUUCUCCGUGCCCGCGCCCCCCAGCCAGCUCGACCCCCGCCAGGUGGAGAUGAUCCGGCGCAGGAGACCAACCCCUGCCAUGCUGUUCCGGCUCUCAGAGCACUCCUCACCAGAAGAGGAGGCCUCACCCCACCAGAGAGCCUCAGGAGAGGGGCACCACCUCAAGUCGAAGAGACCCAAUCCCUGUGCCUACACACCCCCCUCGCUGAAAGCCGUGCAGCGCAUUGCUGAGUCUCACCUGCAAUCCAUCAGCAACCUGGGUGAGAACCAGGCCUCGGAGGAGGAGGAUGAGCUGGGGGAGCUGCGGGAACUGGGCUACCCGAGAGAGGAAGAGGAGGAAGAAGAGGAGGAUGAUGAAGAGGAGGAGGACAGCCAGGCGGAAGUCCUGAAGGGCAGCAGGGGGUCUGCUGGGCAGAAGACAACUUAUGGCCAAGGUCUGGAGGGUCCCUGGGAGCGCCCGCCUCCUCUGGAUGGGCCCCAGAGAGAUGGAAGCUCUGAGGACCAAGUGGAAGACCCAGCAGUGAAUGAACCCGGGGAGGAGCCACAGCGCCCUGCCCACCCUGAGCCUGGCACAUAGGCACCCAGCCCUGCAUCUCCUGGAAGGAAGUGGGGGGAGACAUUGAUGUUCUCCAGAAACCCACUCUGUUCACACCCUAUUUUGUACCCUGCCCCUCACUUGCUAGGGCUGCGGCUUCUGACCUUAGAAGACUAAGGCUGGUCUGUGUUUGCUUGUCUGCCUACCUUUGGCUGAUGCCCAGAGUCCCUGGGCACUUGCUGCCUUAUGCCUACCCCUGCCAGUCAUUCCCCCAUACACCCAGCGGGAGGUGGGAUGGGAGAGCUUGCAUUGGGAAAUCCAGUAAAUGGGGGACAAAGAUUCAUCCUUCACAAUUCUACUCCCUAGACCCUCUCCCCUGGGCACAGGAAACCCACAGGGCAAGACCCUAAGAUCUGGGGGAAAAGGAUACUAAGAAUUUGUAAGUGCCCACAGAUCUUUCUCCAUCCCUUGAGCAAUUCCAAGUCAUCACCCCUUCACUGCCUUCUACCAGGGCCCAGAAUUCAGGCAUCUUUUCCAUGGCCUCAACUUUUGGUAAAUCUUCCCCCUUAUCACCUGCUCCCCAGCUUGGGUGCCUGGAAGACAGACUGGCAGAGACUGCUUUGUUGCAUUUUCUGUGUGCUUUGAUGCCAGGAAUGCCGCCUAGAAUAAGUCCUUAUGGGGGCACACGGUGGGGGAGCCAGGCUCUCCUUGUCCUCCAGCUGCUCUGUCCCCUUCCCCUCUUCCCUGACUCCUGGUUGAACCUGUAAUAAAUCUUUGUAAAUAAC